Molecule: messenger RNA, 5409 nt
Organism: Cuculus canorus (common cuckoo)
Lineage: Eukaryota; Metazoa; Chordata; Aves; Cuculiformes; Cuculidae
Gene: INSYN2A
Product: inhibitory synaptic factor 2A
Exons: 4
Coding region: 211-1659 (482 amino acids)
Biological process (GO): inhibitory postsynaptic potential
Cellular component (GO): postsynaptic density
Source: RefSeq, a predicted model, not a curated record
AGGGCAGCGGGGGAGCGAGCGGCGGCGGGUGCCUCUAGCGAGCGCUCGGGCGGCCGCAGCUGAGCGCCCCGCUGGCCGCGCCGCGCUGGGGGAGCAGAUGCUCGAGCCUUGCGGAGCGGCCAGCUCGCCCCGGCCGAGGGAAAAGAGGGAGAUGCAGCGCAGGGGGAGCGCCCACACCUCCACUUCUGUCUAAGGAAGCAUAAAGGCAUCAUGGUGAGUAAGGAGCCCAGCAAAUGCUUACUCACCAGCUCGGAAAGCGAAGUUGAGCCAGCGGCUUCACUCGCGUUGGAGAUGAAAUACGCACUGGAUCCCAACCGGCAGAUUAAGAAACGAAACAAAGCUCUUCAGGUGAGAUUUAAGGAUAUCUGCGAGGCCCAGAACGAGCAGAGGGACAAACAGCUGUCCACCACACAGGAUCCCGACAAGAGAGAAGCCAAGUCCAUUUCCUACAAAACGGCUUAUCGCAAGUACAUGACGGUGCCUGCCCGGAGGUCAAUACCCAACGUCACCAAAAGCACAGGAGUUCAGACUUCACCUGAUCUUAAAAAGUGUUACCAGACCUUUCCUCUGGACCGGAAAAAAGGGAAUAUUCUUAAAAGCGCCUCGACUGUCGACACGUUUAAGAGUCAAAACAAUGGGUUUCUAAUAGACGUUAAAGACAAAGACGGCAGAAGCUCAGGGGAGGCCGUUCAGUGGAGCAGGAAGGCCAGCAGCUUGCAGACAGCAGAGUUCAUUUCUCACAUCAACGAGCGCACCAACACAGGAUCUCGCGACAACGGGGCCGAGGCCUGGAAAAGCAGCGAUUUGCACAGCUCUCCCAAAUUGCCGCCUCCUCCUCUCCCAAACUCGUCCGAUCCCGCUUUGGAGGAGCCCGUCGCUGCCCGGCCACCCAGCCGAGAGAAACAGGCAGCAGGGCGGCUCGGGAGCGAGGAGAUCAUCCAGCCCCUCCACGGGAGGGUCUUCAAGACUGAAGUGGCCACUGUUUAUUUGCCAGGGGCCGGUUCAAACGCCUCGCAGCCCGACUUGCCCAACCUCACAGCUGAAACCGACUGGUCACCGUGCCCAACAGACGAGGAGGACAAAAAGAGGACCGCGCACCUGAACGGUGUUCAGCCCCAGGCGGGAGAUGCUCGAGCCUGCUCGUCACGAGCGCCGUGCCAAGCCACCGAAUGUAACGAACAGACCCUUCAGAUAAACGUUUCAGCUAUGGAGGAGAACCAGCCUUGCCAAACAGCCGUCGCGGUGAGCGAGGAAUGCCAACAAAUCGUGCCUCACACGGAAGUUGUGGACUUGAAAGCGCAGCUUCAGAUGAUGGAAAACUUGAUCAGCUCUAGUCAGGAAACCAUAAAAGUGUUGUUGGGUGUUAUACAGGAGCUAGAGAAAGGAGAAGCUCACAGAGAAGGGCUUUCAUAUCGGACUGGUCAAGACACGGCUAAUUGCGACACAUGCAGGAACAGUGCAUGUAUUAUCUAUAGUGUGGAAUUGGAUUUUAAACAGCAAGAAGAUAAACUACAGCCAGUUUUGAGAAAACUUCAUCCUAUUGAGGAAACUCAGGUUGCACCUUUGCCUUAUUCUCAGGAGAGCUACUCCUCUACUCCCAAGCAAAAAUCCAAAACUGAAUCAAAAAAGCAUGGAAGAUGGAAACUCUGGUUCCUUUAACCCAAGUCCAUUACACGUGGAGUUCAAGGCCUUGUUUGAAAAAUAUUUGGAGUUCUAUCAAUCAUCUAUAAUGGGAUCUUGGUAAACUGAUCAGUGUCACUGGCCAAUGUAGUUCUGAGCAUUCUGGCAGCAUUCAGUUCUCACACCGUAUGUACCAAAAAGGCCUUUGUACCGAUAAACUCAUGUCCAGAAGCAAGGCGGUAGAGAAUACCUUGCCAACUUUUAUUUGCAGUUCACCAAUGUGGGAUGUAAAACCUGAAAUUGAAAAUUUGUACAAAGAUGGAAAGUAAAACUGUUUCCCCCCCUUAGAUCUGAAAGCGUCACAUUCUAACCUGUUAAAUUGUAGACCGUCAUCCUGUACACAGCUAACUAUCACUGUUGGUUUAAAGCCUUUUUGGGGUUCGGUUUAUUGUCUUUAAACAACCACGAGGGGGAAAAAAAAAAGCAAGCAAGCCUUAUGUUUGCAAUGAUCUUCAGUUUUACAGAUCCAUGUUGAUCGGGGAGUGCAGUUUUCAGCACAUAUAUCCUGGACAAAGCACAAUUUUUCAUGUGGUCCAAGACCAUAAAUUAUCUCUAAGGUGUGACUAUGUGUAUAUUUGCCUUCACGCAAUGUAGACUUCAGCCAAGCUAUCACAUUUUGACGUGUUAUCAUUUCUAAAUUAGCUGUGUCCUCAUCUCCAGACGAACAAGUUUGUUGCUCAUCUUCAAUGGGUGAGUGGCUAGAAACCUCACAAAGUCAGGACAAGCCUUUAACCACACCAAGCUGACAGGGUUAAGGUUAGAGGACAGUCAUCUGUUCUAGAUCUCAUUUUUUCAUACCCAAAAGUCUGAAUGAGACAUUCUGGCACUGAAAAAAAAAAAAAAAAAAAAAGAACCCCACAAGGAGAACAAUCAAAAGCUCUAUGGACUGUUGGCAUUUGCCAUAAUUUAGAAUCUUUUCAUAACGCAGUCUUUGGAAAAUCUCUACACUGUUGCAGAAAGCACCAGAAAAUUUAUAGUGUGCAUCACGCCUUGAAACCUGUUCAGAAGGAGCAGUAAUUUUAAACGCUAUUUAUUUUCUAAGCUUCUUAGAUGGGUUUCUCAGCAUAUUAUAAUUUACAUCUCAAUCUAUUAAUUGUAUUUGCCAACCAACACACUUAGGGAAGAGACAUGAAUCAAUUUCUCCCCCCCCCCCCCCCCCCCUUUUUUUUUAAAAUGACACAAAACUUUGCAUUAUAAACAGCAACUUUUCCCUUUAAGUACUUGCUGCUGUCUUUAACUUGCACAUAGAAUGACCGUUUCUGGAAAAAUUCUCAUGCUAGAAGUGUCCAGAUAGCGGGAAUUUCUUCUCUCUUUUUUUUCCCCCCAAGGAUUUAUAAAGCGUCAUGCGACAAACUGCUUUACUAAGGACUGGGUUUGAAAGUGCAUAUCCUACAGCAUCAGUAAGGUACAAAUUCUUCAGCUUUUAGGUGGAAGAAAUGUAAUCAUUAGCAGAAGAGUUUGCACAUACUGAAAAAUAUGAAGUGUUUUCAUUUACAAUAUUUUUCCUCUUAACUCAGCAUCAAAUCCAUUAUAGCGAGAAAACUUGAGGAAAAUAACUUCCUUUUUUUCCCCCCAAAGCAAAAAGCAAGAAAAGGAAGUUACAAUGGGAACAGAAAUGCAGAAGAUGCCUAUGUCCGCUCCAAAAUGAAUUUCAGCAUGCUUUAAUGAAAAAAGUCACCUUUGCAGUAAACCUUCAAGAGGGCUAUGAGUUCUUGUACAUAAGCAAACAAUAUCCUGAAAUACAUUUGUCAAAGCUGAAGGAUUAGAAGAGGUGAGCCUGUGUACCAGGAAGGAAGUGCAAUUGUUUCACGUGGAAAAAAAAAAAAAAAAAAAAAGUGUUUUGUGUAUUUUAUACCGUUUUUAAUUGAAAAAUAUAAAACUGUUUACAAGACAGCCCACCCUACAUAUUUUAGAAACUCAAGUAUUUCCGAACAAGAAAAUAUAUUUUUUUUUGCCUAAACAGAAAGAAAUAUCAAAUAUGGACAUAGCAAGAAAAUACAACAGUAUUUAGUAUAACUUUAAAAUAGUGUUAAUAAUUAACGAACUCAUCCAUGCUAACAUGCCUAGCGUUUGGGGUUUUUUUUGAAGAAACUAAAUCAAGCAUCUCUCAACGGCAAUCGAUUCCAAACCCUUAGUGUCACUGAAUCAGUAGCUUCUCCCAUAAACCUAUUCUAACCGUUCUUGUGCGCAGGGACUCUAACACGAAACUGAACUGUUUUUACGUGCGGUUACUGACUCAUACAGAGACCAGGAUUCUGUAAUCAUUUAAAAUGACAGAGGAAAAUUCACUGGUGAAACAUAUAAGAGCUAAAAGCGAAAGUUCUCACGGCGUGUUCUGUACAUGUCCAGGCUAUUUUCUUAAGAAGUUGCAAAUUUUUAAUUUUUUACAUUUUUUUAAAACUGGAAAAGCUAACAUACAUAAUAGUCUUGCUUAAACUUACAUAUGGUGUUCUAUCCUACCAUACAAUGUAAUUUGUAAUAAAAUGUUUUUGCAAGUGUGUAAAAUGUAUCAUAUUGUAUUACAUUUAGAAUCACUCAGGCUCAGGUUAGACACUGAGAGAAAAAAAACCUAAAUCUUUAGAGCUUUUAGUUAAAUGUAACUGACACAGCUAUUUUCACCCUUAUGUAGAAGAUCUUAUAAAAUGCAGGUAUGAGGUUAUAACAAAGAAAUCGCAUCUUCACUUUCAACGUGGCACAUAACGUAGCUUUGCUGAAUUCACAGACAGUACCAUGCACUUUCAUACACUGAUUUACGAUAUGCACUUCUGCCAUAUCAUGCUUAAAAAUACUUUUUAGUCAAUAAAUACUGCAGUGAUUUUACAUUACUUGCUAUUUUCUGAGUCCGUAUAAUUUCCAUUAAGCUACAGUUACAUUCUUUGUUUUAGAACUAUUAGGAAACACUUAUUCAUGUGAGUAUCACUUGUUUUCUUAAAGAAAAAAGUCACUGUAAAAAUAGUUUAAGAAACAGGAUAAACUGAAAAGAAAAUAAUUAUUAAAACUGAAAAAUCCUACUGUUGGUACAAAGUGUUUGCUUUUUCUUGCUUAAGAUGCAAAACCACUGUCUAUGCCUUUAAUUUCAGCUAUGUUUCAAAGGUUAAUCAGUUUUUCCAAAUCAAAUAGGUUUAUUUUUCACGAACACUUUCAAAUCGAGUACACUGUAGGAUUAUACCAGUUCUUUAGCAUCUGUAUAACAGCACACACUAUAUGCUACUACUGGAAUUUGUUAACUGGAUUGCCACUACAACUAUAACUGCUCUACCAAUACAGUUCUGUUUUAAUAGAAUGAAACAAGACUGCAUGGAAAAUUUUUAGCAUUAUUUCAGCACCCGCAGGAUACAACUGUGGCUUAUUAAGAUAAUUGGAGUGCUAGAAAUUUGCUGUCAAUUUAUUUAAGUGAAUGCAGUUUGUUCCGAUAAACAUUGGUAAGUCAUACUCCAUACCCAUUCGUUGCAUCGGUGAUAUUACUCAUUUUGCAACAUAAAAAAAAAAUAUCUCAGUAUUAGUGAUGGAACAAGACUGUUACCAUCAUUCAAAUACCACUUCAGUUUUUGUGAAAUCAGAUUGCAAUACAUCAUUUCAAAUGUUUUUGAAAAACAAGAGAACAUGCAAUUCCAUAAAACAAAGUAGUAUUUUUUACAGCAUAGAAGUCCAGGGAAGAAAAAAAGGCUUUCUCCUCAACAUUCUGGAACCCAUUAGCCCUAAACUUGACAGAUUUUAAGGCACAGAGGG